Peronospora belbahrii is the source of this 3927-nucleotide messenger RNA. NCBI's taxonomy places the organism in Eukaryota, Oomycota, Peronosporomycetes, Peronosporales, Peronosporaceae. The record is from the annotation of a GenBank genome assembly.
AUGUCGACUCCAUCCUUAUCUCCAGGGUCUACUACUCCAUCAAAUGCUACUAUAACUCAAGAAGAACUCCAUCUACGUCAAUUACUUCAAGACCUACACAUUAAUACAGGUGAUGUCGUGCUAUUUGAUCGUCAAUGUUCAUCCAUGGGUCUUUAUGGUAGCGCUCUUUGUAUCUGUGCGAAAUUCUUUGGACAAACUCAAUGGGAUCAUAAUGGUGUAAUCAUUCGAGCACAACCAUCACCUUCUUCUUCUUCUACCUCCUCCUCUAUUGAUACACGUGGUAUUGAUGAUUUAUUUCUAUUAGAAGCAACAUUAACAGGUGUUAAAUUACGACCAUUGGUUACUCGUCUCUUACGAAGUCGUAGUCAUGAAAUUGCGAUCCGUCCAUUACAAGUACCACGUACAAUAAAACUGGAACAAGAAGCUCUUACAUUUGCCUUUGAGAGUUUACAUGCUCCCUAUGAAGACAAUCCUGCCAAGUUUUUCAAUGCAAGUGUCUCUGUUCCAAAGAAAAGUGUUCGUGAACGAAUGUUUGGAGCUUAUAUUGCAACAAAGAAAGAAUUAAUCCGACUAGACACGGAAUUAGAACAUCGUGAUAAAAUGCCAUUGUUUGAAAGAAAAGCAUUGUUACAAGAACGAGAAGCUGUGAAUGGACGAUAUCAAGCACUUGGAACUAAACUCAAGAGUACGGAACGAUCCGUGUUUGAAAAUGCUGUGGUUGAAGCAGAAGUGAGAGUCACCAAGAUGUUUUGCUCGCAAUUGGUUGCAAAAAUGUAUCAAGACAUGGGACUCUUGCUUCCAUAUCCAUCGGCAAAUUCGUAUUUGCCCAAGCAUUUUAGUGCCCGAGAUGGAGGAGAUUUCUUGCAAUUGCAACAAGGAGCAAGUUUCUUACCGGAGAUUUCAUUACGAAAGACGCUCGAGACACAAGUUGAAAGAUUUGCGACAAGAGCAAAGGAGGUGAAGGAACGAGGACCACGGACGGCAACGGAGAUUGCUGCUAUUGUACAUUGUUUACGACGUCAUCAGCUUUUUCAUACACUGAAUGAGUCCGAAUUAUUGGCAACAGCAUCGCAGUUUCGACGGCGCGUAUUGACAAAUGGAGAGGUGGUCUUUUAUCAAGGAGAUGCAGGCGAUUAUUUCUAUAUUAUUGAGCGAGGAGAUUGCGAUGUCUUUGUUGACUAUAACUUUGCCAAGACACAAAAAGCACUGCAGACAGCAGACUCGAACAGUGCUCCAAAUCCAGAGCAUCAACGAAAGAUUGCACUUCAUAAGCGCAAAACGCUUGCCCUGCCUGAGUUUAAGUCAUCAUCAAGUCUUGUAGGCAAGAACGAGCGCGUUCACGUAGCUACGAAAGGCCCUGGCAACGCUUUUGGAGAAUCGGCACUUAUGUACGAUACGCCACGACGUGCAACUAUUCAGGCUAGCACUUUUAACUCGGAUGAUGAAGAAGAAGCUGUGGUUGUGUGGCAACUAGACAAGAAUACGUUUUGUGAGAUUCUGGCGCGUCAUCCGGGUACUCAGCAGUCUUUAGAAGAGCGGCGUUUUUUGCUUGAGGCAUUAGAAGACCAUCCGUUAUUUGCCGAGCUUGAUGAUCAUGCUAAGGCAUUAGCUGUACGCAAGUGUUUUCCACUGAAUGUGCGAGUAGGUACAACUAUCUUGCGGCAAGGCGAGCCUGGUGACUACUUUUAUCUUGUUGAAAGCGGUCGUUGUGAGGUGUCCCGUCGCAAGCCAAAAGCAGCGAAGCCUUUUGUAGACCGGGUGAUUGGACGUGGUGCUACUUUUGGAGAAGCUGCGCUGUUGUACAAUAGCCGUCGCGGUGCCUCGGUGAAGGCGCUUGACGAUGCCAAGAUAUGGUGUAUGGACCGCGCAAGCUUUGUCACAAUUACGCGCAGUGGUUCCAGUGCCUUGCAUAGUAUUUUUCGAAAAGUAGGCACCACAGUCGUUUCCGGCUUAAACGAGAGUUUUGCUACGGAACGUGAUUUGCGUCGUAUGCUGACAGACGCUCAGAAGACGCAAUUGGUAAAGCAGAGCACUAACGAGGAUGACGACGAAAACGAAGAAUAUGGAAAGACAAUGGCACAUUCUACUCCACUGCCAUCAGUGGAUGCCUACAAUCGUGCAGUACAGCUCGCAUUGGCACUUUUGCUCAACGAUCCAUCCGGACUAGUUAACUUCUCUCAGUUUGCGCACUUCCACAUCGCUUUGGGCGCUUCUAAUAUUGACCAGCUCCUUCCAGAGGCUGCUUUCCGUGUGCUGAAGUCGGUGACAGAUUCGUAUGAUGGCGUUAGUAGCCGCCCCUCAAUACCGUCUACUACAUCGCCUUCUGUUUUUAACCAGGACGAUCCAGACCAAUCUGCUAUCAAACUAAACGAUCUUCCUCGUGCUCUUCAUCAGUGGAUGUGUGGCAGUAAAACAGCGGAAGCCGUAUCAAAUGAGCUGGAAACGCCGGUGCAGAUGACGCCUGGGCGCUUGGCAUUCUAUGAAAGUUUGUUUGAGUUGCCAGCGCAUCAGUUUGGUGACCAGUAUGUCACACACGACGAUCUGGUGCGUGGAAUUACAGCAUUUGAAGCGGAGGAUGCUCGAUCCGAAAGUGAGCAAAGCGAUGAUCGGCCUCAGUCAGACGAUGUUACGGCAGCCAAGGAAGAGUUUCGAGCAUUUUUAGCUGCCCUCAAGUCAGAUAUCAGCGCGCUGCGCACCAUCUGGCGAGCCGCUGAGCUACAAGCUGAUGGUGGGAACCGUCCUAGUGACUUCAAUGACCAGCAAGCGUUCUCGUUCAAUGCCCGUCUUAAGUUAGGUUGGCUUUCUGCUCUUCGGCAAAACCCCACCGGCAAUGAUUGGGAACAUCUGCAGCCCGAGAUGGAAGACAACACUCAGGAGACGGCUCACAAUGAAAUCAAUGCGAUAAUCCCAAGACAGCAGCUGACAGCGCAAGUCACUUGGUUCGCCGCUGCUAUUGCCGCUGGUGCAUUAGUUCGCACGGUGUGUGCACCACUGGAGCGGCUAAAAAUGCUCAUGCAAGUGCCCACCCCUAAGCCAACAGCUGCCUCAACUGUGACCGCUACAGCCAAGCUAUUAUGCAGUCCUGCCCCCUACACUUCAUUAACGAGGGGCUUGCUGAACGUGGCAAAGCUCAGUGGACUGCGCAGCUUGUUUAGUGGAAAUCUUACACACUGUAUCUGGGUGGUGCCUUCAGUACCUGCGAAAUUUGUUCUGUGGCAUAUCUACCAGGAACAGCUUGAACAUUUGUUUCCUGACUCCUCCGCGGCUAUCGAUGCAAUUGGAGUAGGUGGUCCUCGGUAUUCUGCGAGUAUGACUAACCUUGCGGCGGGUGGUUUCGCCGGUCUAACACUUCAUUGUCUAUUGUACCCAUUGGAUGUCAUCCGUGGACGGCUCGCUGUGCAGCAAUACUACAAUGCUAACCGUCCUUCGAGUGGCAUCAUAGACUGUGCUCGCAAAAUACGUGACAAGGAAGGCUUGCGUGGAUUUUACCGAGGAUUUAUGCCUGCAAGCCUUGGUGUCGUCACCUACAUUGGGUGCAAUAUUGCCUUCUACGAGUCUUUGCGGCCGGUGUUUGUGCUCUAUGACAGAGAAGACACAAACAACCAGCUUGAAGUACCUGGUCAGAUCUUGUGCGCCACCACGGCGUCGCUAGUAUCACAAUGCAUCUCGUACCCGUUUGACGUCAUUCGGCGGCGUGUUCAGCUACAAGGCGCUAAAUGGCACCCAGAGCUCACGUUCGCAUCGUACAAGAGCACGUGGCAUUGUCUAAAGUUAUCUAUAGAGGCAGAGGGAGGUGGCAUACGAGGUUUACGAUCGCUAUAUCGUGGUUUAUUCGUGAAUGCGGUGAAGUUGCUGCCAUCUACAAUGAUCUCGUUUGUCAGCUACGAGAAGCUGCGUGGAAUGAAGCAUAACGUUGAUGACACAUAG